UCAAACGGACUGAGAUGCCUGUCAGGUGCGGAAAUCGAGAUUAUGCUCUAUUGCCAGGCAAUGUGCCUAAUCCUGCUCAACAUUGCUUGCGUUUCCCGCGGCCAUCUGGACAUGUCAGGCGAAAAGGAUUUAGUUUGGUUGUACGAGACUGGCGGAGGCGGAGGAGGAUCCCCCGAUGCUUCCGGAUGCGAUGCAGCUGCGGAAGCCCAAAGAUCCUGUGGCCUCAACCAGAAGGGUGCCAAGAUCAAGGCCUCCAGCAUCGCGGUGAAGGCCGCCCAGGAUGCAAAGGCGGCGAACGAUGCCCAGGUGGCCGCCGGCGAGGCUGCCUCGCUGCAAGUGAAAGUGGAACUGGCCGACAAGGCGGUCCAAGCGGCUCGGGCGGCCGAGGCUGCUCUGGCGGGAAAGCAGCAGAUCAUGGAACAGCUGGAACUGGAGCAAAAGGAGGCGGAGGCGGUGGUGGGCGAGGUGGAGAACUCACUGCAGAGCACCCAGUUAAAUGCCGAGUCCGCCGUAAGAGCCCUCUCCGAUGCCAAGAACCAGUUGAAUCAACUGCGAGUCCUGGUUAACGAGGCCACCGCUCAGAUGAGCAACAUCGAAGGAUUUGCCCAUGGCGCCAGCAUGGAGCUGGAGGAGAAGUCGCAGCUUUUGGAGGCGGCCAAGCGGCGGGUGGAGGGCAUCUCCAGGCAAGUGAUCUCCGCCAGGCAGGAUUACGAAAAGACCAAGAAGGCGGCCUACAAAGCAGCCUGUGCUGCAGUGGAGGCCAAGCAAAAGGCUCAACGGCAGCAGCGGGAGAUCAACUCGGCGUCCUCUUCGAGCUAGAAAAGAUUAUUAUAAGGAGGGUGAUCUAGUGGAAUAAAAACCAUAUCUUAUG
This is a messenger RNA of Drosophila takahashii, 871 nucleotides long. RefSeq names its product ATP synthase subunit b. The record is from RefSeq and is a predicted model, not a curated record. Lineage: Eukaryota; Metazoa; Arthropoda; Insecta; Diptera; Drosophilidae.